UAUAAAUAAUAUGAAGGGAGGAGGCCAAACCACAAAUCUAUCGAACCUUGAUUUGCAACUUCGACUUUCACAGUUGCACACGAAGAGAGAGGGGAAGGAGAAGGACAAUGAAGGCAACAAAGAGACCGAUCCACGCGGUGGCGACAUGGGUCCGGCGGCAACCACCGAAGAUCAAGGCAUUCUUGGGGGUGAUGUUAGGAAUUGCUGUUGUUUUGUCUCUAAGACUGAUCGUUGAAGAUCACGACAACCUCUUUGUAGCUGCCGAGGCUGUCCAUGCCAUUGGAAUCUCCGUUCUAAUCUACAAGCUUAUGAAGGAGAAGACUUGUGCUGGACUUUCACUCAAAACACAGGAACUAACAGCUAUGUUUCUAGCUGUUAGACUCUAUUGCAGCUUCGUCAUGGAGUAUGAUAUACAUACAUUGCUUGACUCAGCUACACUGGCAACAACCUUGUGGGUUAUAUAUAUGAUUCGUUUUAAGCUGCGGUCUAGUUACAUGGAUGACAAAGACAAUUGUGCAAUUUAUUAUGUGGUGAUACCUUGUGCUCUUCUGUCUUUAGUUAUUCAUCCAACCACCCAACAUAACAUAGUUAACAGGAUUUGCUGGGGUUUCUGUGUCUAUCUGGAAGCUGUUUCAGUACUCCCUCAGCUACGAGUCAUGCAGAAUACAAAGAUUGUUGAACCAUUCACGGCGCAUUAUGUGUUUGCCCUUGGAGUUGCUAGGUUUUUGAGCUGUGCACACUGGGUCCUUCAGGUGUUGGAUACUCGGGGACGCCUAUUGACAGCCCUGGGUUAUGGAUUGUGGCCUCCCAUGGUUCUCUUGUCAGAAAUUGUCCAGACUUUCAUUCUUGCAGAUUUUUGUUACUACUAUGUCGAGAGCCUUGUUGGUGGACAACUUAUCCUGCGUCUUCCCUCCGGAGUUGUUUGAAUUCAGUUCACCGAGGCUAUGAGAGUAGAAGAUUGGCAAUGUACAUUCACAACUUCCACCAAUAAAUGGAGAUCUUGGAAUGCAACUGCCUUUCCUUCCUCUGGCUUUUCAUCUCAUUUUCUCUUAUUGUAGCUUAUAGAGUGCUGCUUAGCGAUUAGUGGACCUUGGAGUUGGCAAUGGCAUACGUUAAAUUUUGACAUAUAUAAUUUAAUAGUCAUUAUGAUAACAAAA
Tripterygium wilfordii is the source of this 1157-nucleotide messenger RNA. RefSeq names its product ER lumen protein-retaining receptor erd-2.2-like. Gene Ontology annotation, molecular function: ER lumen protein retrieval receptor activity. Bases 108 to 926 code for a protein of 272 amino acids. Gene Ontology annotation, cellular component: membrane. Lineage: Eukaryota; Viridiplantae; Streptophyta; Magnoliopsida; Celastrales; Celastraceae. Gene Ontology annotation, biological process: protein retention in ER lumen. The transcript is spliced from 6 exons. The record is from RefSeq and is a predicted model, not a curated record.